Messenger RNA from Mytilus californianus (California mussel), 1608 nucleotides. RefSeq names its product bifunctional arginine demethylase and lysyl-hydroxylase JMJD6-A-like. The record is from RefSeq and is a predicted model, not a curated record. Gene Ontology annotation, molecular function: histone H4R3 demethylase activity; P-TEFb complex binding. Gene Ontology annotation, cellular component: nucleus; cytoplasm. NCBI's taxonomy places the organism in Eukaryota, Metazoa, Mollusca, Bivalvia, Mytilida, Mytilidae. Gene Ontology annotation, biological process: phagocytosis.
UUUUAGAAGUUUAUAAAAUUUUGCGUUUCAUAAACAAAUCUCCGUUAACAGUUAGAUUAAAAUAAGUUCAUAACUCUAACUGUAUAGAGUGCAAGAGGUCUGCAUGGACCACCGAACAAGGAAAAGAAUACGAGAGGCAAAAUCGAAGGCAAGACCAGAACUAGAAACAGAGAUAAAUGGAUACAGAUUUAAUUAUGCCAAUACAUUUGAUUGUGGUCUACAUACAGUUCAUGACAAUGUAGAUAGAGUUGAUGCUCGGUUUGUGUCCAUAGAGGAGUUCAGAGAAAGAUAUGAAAAAACAUACACUCCUUGUGUAAUUGCUAAUGACCAGUUAGAAUGGCCAGCUACAAAAAAAUGGACAACACAUAGAUUAUCCAAGAAGUUCAGAAAUCAAAGAUUCAAAUGUGGUGAAGAUGAUGAUGGAUAUUCUGUCAAACUAAAGAUGAAAUACUUUGCAGAGUAUAUGCAUGAUAAUACAGAUGACAGUCCACUGUAUAUUUUUGACAGUGGCUAUGGAGAGCAUCCAAAGAGAAAAAGACUGCUUGGAGAUUAUGAAGUUCCCAACUAUUUUAAAGAUGAUUUGUUUAGUUAUUCUGGUGAAGGAAGAAGACCUCCAUACAGGUGGUUUGUAAUGGGACCAGCAAGGUCUGGUACUGGUAUUCAUAUUGACCCUUUAGGAACCAGUGCCUGGAAUGCUCUAGUCAAAGGAUAUAAAAGAUGGUGUUUAUUACCCACCAAUACCCCAAAGUAUAUGUUAAAAGCGAAGAGAGAGGAAGGAGGGAAACAGAGAGAUGAAGCUGUAUCAUGGUUUACUUAUGUCUAUCCUAAAAUUAAAUCUCCUUCUUGGCCUAAGGAGUUUGCUCCAUUGGAGAUUCUACAGGGACCAGGAGAAACAGUGUUUGUACCAGGUGGUUGGUGGCAUGUAGUUGUUAAUUUAGAGGAUACUAUUGCUGUUACACAGAACUUUUGUAGUGUUAUUAACUUUCCAAUUGUAUGGCACAAAACUGUUCGUGGUCGUCCAAAGUUGUCAAAGAAGUGGUACAAAGUAUUACAGAGGGAAAGACCAGAGAUAGCUGAUGUAGCAGACAAAGUAGAUCUGAAACAACCGACAGGAUUCAAUUCUGAUAGUUCAAGUUCCGGAUCAUCAAGUUCUAGUUCUAGUGAAUGUAGUACAUGUGAAAGUUCUGAUGAUGAAACACAAUCAAAAUCAAGGAAAAGGAAAAGAACAGGAAGUAAUAGGUCACGAUCAAUCACACCAAAUGGCACAGUCCAUGACUCGCUUCGUCGAAGGAGAUCUUACUCAUCAGAUAGCAGUGGAGGGAGUAAAACCACAGGAAGGAGUAUCUCUAGUACACCAAAGAAUUGUAGAUAACAAAGAAACUUUAAUUAAUGUACAGAACUUUAUUUAUUUUUGUAUCAGGAGUUAGUGAAAGUUAACAUAAAAAAAGCUGUAAUAUUUUGUAAUAAACUCAAUUGCCUCUCAGCUUUUUCAAAGGUAAAUGUAGACAUCAAUUGUAUAUUGAAAAAUAUUCAAAACCAUAGCAGUUUCUUCAUAUUUAUUUUUUAAUUCUUGAUCCUUUUCAACCGAUAAAUGAGUAAUGAAACUGU